Diceros bicornis minor is the source of this 4264-nucleotide messenger RNA. RefSeq names its product tripartite motif containing 14 (gene TRIM14). Lineage: Eukaryota; Metazoa; Chordata; Mammalia; Perissodactyla; Rhinocerotidae. The record is from RefSeq and is a predicted model, not a curated record. Bases 58 to 1395 code for a protein of 445 amino acids. Gene Ontology annotation, molecular function: zinc ion binding; protein binding. Gene Ontology annotation, biological process: innate immune response. The transcript is spliced from 6 exons.
UCGAUUCCCCAGGGGAGCCCCUCCCCGCGCUGGCGCAGCCCGAAGCUGUGGGCAUGAAUGGCGGGCGCAGCGGCGUUCAGCGGGACACCUGGGGGGCCGGGCCCCGCGGAUUCCGAGGACGCGUGCCGCUGGCGCUGUCCGGAGCACGGCGACCGCGUGGCCGAGCUCUUCUGUCGCCGCUGCCGCCGCUGCGUGUGCGCGCUUUGCCCACUGCUGGGCGUGCACCGCGGCCACCCGGUGGGCCUGGCGCUGGAGGAGGCGGCGCACGUGCAGAAACUCACCCAAGAAUGUUUACAGCAGUUGGCCAUCACGAAGCAGCAGCAAGCUGGCAACAUAACCCAGAUGGAAGACGCUGCGGAGAAGCUGAAGGCUCAUGCAGAGUCAAGUAAAACCUGGCUGACAGGAAAGUUCACUGAACUCAGGUUACUGCUUGAUGAAGAGGAAGCACUGGCCAAGAAAUUCAUUGAUAAAAACACGCACCUCACCCUCCAGGUGUACAGGGAGCAGAUCAAGUCUUGUGGGGAGCAAAUCGACGUCAUCAAUGAUCUCUCCAGCAGGGUCUGGGGCAUCAGCCAGGAGCCCAACCCCAUCCAGCUGCUGCAGGAGUACACGGCCGCUGAGCAGCAGAUGCGGCGGCAGAUGAGCCUGAGGGAGCUGUGCCACCCCGUGCCCCUCUCCUUCGAGCCCAUCAAGAGCCUCUUUAAGGGCCUCGUGGAAGCCAUGCAGAGCACGUUACAGACACCGCUGGACGUUCGCCUUAAGGAAAACAUGAACUGCCAGCUCUUGGGUUCCUCCAGCGCCAAGCCGGGCUCCUUGUUGAAAACAAGCCCCUCACCAGAGCGAUCGCUCUUCUUAAAAUACGCGCGCACGCCCUCGCUGGAUCCGGACACGAUGCACGCGCGCCUGCGCCUCUCGGCCGACCGCCUGACGGUGCGCUGCGCCCUGCUCGGCUCCCUGGGGCGCGCGCCGGCGCUGCGCUUCGACGCGCUGUGGCAGGUGCUGGGCCGCGACUGCUUCGCCGCGGGCCGCCACUACUGGGAGGUGGACGUGCAGGAGGCGGGCGUCGGCUGGUGGGUGGGCGCGGCCUACGGCUCCCUGCGGCGCCACGGGGCCGCGGCCGCCGCCCGCCUGGGCUGCAACCGCCAGUCGUGGUGCCUGAAGCGCUACGACCUGGAGUACUGGGCUUUCCACGACGGCCAGCGCAGCCGCCUGCGGCCCCGCGGCGACCCGGACCGGCUCGGCGUCUUCCUGGAUUACGAGGCCGGCGUGCUCGCCUUCUACGACGUGACUGGCGGCAUGAGCCACCUGCACACCUUCCGCGCCGCCUUCCAGGAGCCGCUCUACCCGGCCCUGCGGCUCUGGGAGGGGGCCAUCAGCAUCCCCCGGCUGCCCUAGCGGAGCCCAGAGAGACGGGGCUGGGCAACGGCCUACUCUCUAAGCACCCCCUCCUCUCCCCAUCAGUCAGGCCCCGUGCUUUGAACAGUUCCUCUCCUAGGCUCGUUUCAGACAUGCCCUACACACAGGUCCUCUGCCACUGCUCUCUCCCCAGACCCACCGCACCAGGGCACCUGUACUACACUCCUUUCAGUCCAGGCGCCUGAAAGGACACCCCACAGGGAGCCCUAAGCAUCCUGACCGUGGCAGAAUACACUGUCCUGAGCCUCCCACCUCCUCAUACAGCACCCAGAACACCUGGCACAUGGUAGGCACACAAUAAAUAUGUAAAUGAAUGAGAGUCACCCAGCCCUGACUCUUCAUUCGUUAAUGUCCCUUGGAUCUGCCGCCUCCUCUCCACUCUACUUCAGCUUGUCCAUGUCACCUCCCUCCAGAGCGGCUGCAAGAGCCUCUUAACACCUCCUGGCCUAAAUCCUCUCCCAUCCUCGUCCUCCACCCUACAGCCAGAGUGAUCUGCCUAAAACCUCACUUCACCUCUUAGAACUAUCAGGAGUUUCCCAAGGACUACAAGGGAAAAAAACAAGCACUUUACCUUAGCAUUCAAGGCUUUUCUAGUCUGACCCAAACUACGUAUCCUCAUAGUUCCUCCUCCUCAUAGCAGGAGACCGAGCUCCCGCUGCUCUUUUCAGAGACCCUCCAAUCAGAAUGGCAUCACACAGCCUCAUCUCUACACUCCGCCUUUGCUGCUGGCUUUCCCGGUGCCCCAUACACACAUUUAUAUAGGAAAGCACUUUCUUCCUCUGUCUGCCGGUCUGUCUUCCCCAGGCUUAACUGCCCCAGGAAGUCUCCCCAGCCACAAGAAUUGCCCUCUCUUACUGUCAGAGCCACAAAUCUGGGACCUGUCUUUCAAACUAGAUUGGAAGCUUUCUAAGAGCAGCUAUGUCCUAUACCGUCCCCACCCUCCCAGGCAGUGAGGGAAUGACCAGCAGCCGGCUGCCAUUGAAUCACAGCACAGGUGAGCUGGGAGGGCCUCACAGAUCACUCAGCCCCACCUCACUGUACAUUUGGGGAGACUAAGUUCCCAAAAGAAAGUUGCUGAAAGUCACCCAUGGUGAUUAAGGGCUGGGCCACCCCCCAGCCCCCAGGCAAGUGUCUGACUUGCCCCCUGGCCGAGCCCUUCAGGCCCAGCUUUCAACCUGGGAGAUUUUACUGCUCAUUCAUUUCUCAGGGCAUGUUGGGAAGAAAGCAGUAGGUGACUGUUGCUAAGCAACCACAGCAGUUUUCCCAACUGUCUUGGAAUCCAGGGGAUGGUUUGGGCAGCCCAGAUAUCCCCAUGCUCCUCAGAUCCAGAUCCUUCUGGGUUGCCAAGGAAACCCAGAGAACCCCGUUUUCCAGAAAGAAGUGACGGAAAUAGAGAAGGCCGGCUCCUCUAGAGAGAGGGAAAGGCCUCUUUCCAGGGUCUGUGCCUCAGUUCUGAAGGUUCGGUAUCCUGAUUUGUCAAAUUCCCUAGAUGGUUUUGAAGUUAUGCUGUGUUAACAUAUCUUGUUAGGCGCUAGCAGGAGGGCAGCAGUCAGGACAGGAAAACGGAAAGCUGCGUCUCCCUUAUGGUUUAACCAGACUCAGUGCAUUAAUUAGUUUGAACCAUUUAAAAUUGCCAGUUGCUAAAAAUGGCACUUUCAUCCGGGGCAAUGUAAUACAAGUGGAAGGAGCUUCAAAAGUGCCUUUAGUUCUAAUCAAAGCAUUUGAAACUCAAGCUUGCAUAGAUGUCUAAGCACUUUGCUCCAGGCAUCCUGAGGAAAGGGAACUUAAUUCUCCUGGGGCUGGUCCUGAGCUGAAUUCUGACAGGCGGAGGGCAUUCCUGACAGAAGCAGGUGGGUGCACUUGAUCCACAUCCCUGCAAACCAAGACUUGUUCCCAGGCCCACAGCCAUGGGGGCCCAGUCCUACCAGCUCUUGCGCUUUUGUCAGGGCUGUUCCCAUGCUUUACGACUGUUAACUCAUUCAAUCCUCGCCUCAUCCCUAGGAGGUAGGAAGUUAUCCCAAUUCUGCAUUAUGGCAAAAUUGAGACACAGAAUGAGUAACUUGCCCAAGGGCACACAGCUAACGGUGGCACUGGAGUCUGUGCUCAUGUCCCCCAGGCCGUACUGUUGGAGCGAGCACAGCAGGUCUCUGGCCGGCGCCUGCGCGCUCUGCCCCCGUCAGGCCUGUGACCCUCUGCUUUUGCCUGGUUACUCUGUGGGACUAGAGCCUGCCUUUGGGUGACCUCCCUUGGGCUCUGAGAUGAGGUCUAACACCAGAGGGGGAUUUGAGAGUUUGGAUUUGUGUAGCAGAGACAGAGCUGGACUAUAAAGGACGAAACUGGCUCUUAUCCAGUGCCUACUCUGGGCCAAGGCUGUGCUAGUCAGAAAACUGCAGUUUUGGUCCACAAUCAGGUGUGGCCUCUGGCUAGUCACUUGUUACUUCUUGGAGCGUCAUGUGUAAAACGGGGGUAAUGACCCUUCCUGUCAGUGUUGCGAGGCUCAAAUGAGCCCAAGGGUGUGAACUUGACCUCAAAACCGUCCAGUGCUGUACAGGCCGGGACCUCUGAGCAUCCCUGCGGAGCUCCUGUUGGGCCUGACGUCGUGCUGAGACAGCUGAUGUUCCUGGCUGCCCUCUGGCAGCAGCAGGAACCUCCCUGAAUAUUCUCAGUGCAGAACUGAGCUUCCUUGGGGUCCCCGUCUGCAAGGGUACUGAUCACUUAUUCUCUUUCAGAUUUGAAUUUGUAGAAAUUUCUUUACUGAUACAGCAAAUUUCUUGCAGAUAUUUUUAAAUGACUGCAAUUUUCUAAUAUGUGGUUUGUGUUAAUAAAAUAUGAAUACUGUCCCUUUUAA